CUGUCCCAGAAUGCAGUCUGGUAAACAGACAUGGAAGCACCAGGUGAAGACCUCCACAGAGGCUGAGCACUGCACUCGCUCUUUCCCACCGUCUUCUGUCUCCUUCGCCCUGUUCAUCCAGUUGAUAUACACCCGCCUGGUGUCACGUUUACGUCUACAGCACCGAGAGCCUCGACUUCCGCUCCAGUGUGUGUGGCGGCUAACGAUCACCAAAACUGAUGAGGAUCGGUUGAUUGAGUUCAAAUUAACUUCAUUUUUUUCUUAUUUUGCCAAGCGGAAAGAAUGUCGGAAAGGGCCGAGGAUGACGUCAGGGGGGAGCUGCGCCGAGCGGCCAGGCAGCAGCUGAAGCAGCAGCAGCAGCAGCAGCAGAUCCAGCGGGGAGAAGGCUCCACAGCAAUGGCGACCGUUGCGGAGCGGAGAUCCUUGCCUAGUCCAGAAAUCAUGCUGGGACAGCCUUGGAGCAACUGGGUCGACGCCGCCAAACUCAACGGCAACGACGGUGGCGAAUCGGAGGAAAGUUUGAAAGACUUGGGGAAAAAUCGUGAAGCCAUGCGUUUGUGCAGAGAAGACAUGCCCAUCUUCGGCCAAUACCCCGCACAGGACGACUUUUACCUGGUGAUGUGCAACCACUGCGGCCAGGUGGUCAAGCCCCAGGCCUUCCAAGCACACUAUGAGAGAAGACACAGUUCGGCCAUCAAGCCAGCCUCCACCUCCCCCUUCCCCGUGGCGGGCAGGAACAGAGCCACCGGCAGCGGGCUCGGUCCUGGGCCUGUAGCUGGACUGGCAAGCGGAGGCGCCCUUAGCCGAUCUUCCACCGCUGGAUCUUCAGCAGCAUCCUCCUCCAAUCCCCAUCUCCCCAAACCAGCCAAAGAGCUGCCAGGCUUUCAGCGAAGAACUCCCUUUGCACCCUUCAGGACACCCCAGCAGGACAAGAUCCUUACUCCGGCUGUCAAGGUGGAGAAGAUGCAUCUAAGGGUGGACUCGUCAGCUAGGCUGGUGCAGGCCCCAUCUGCCCCAGCCACCACCUCAUCCCCCUCUACAUCCUCCUCUAGCACCACUGUGAGCUCCAACACUACCACCAUCCCCCCCUCCUCAUCCUCAGCCCUUAAACCAGGCCUUAACUGUCCCUCCAUACCAAAGCCUCCAUUACUGGCCCCGGGUCCGAUUGCCAACGGCAAAGGCCACCUGUCAGUCCUCUCAGACAAGAAGCAGGACAGCAGUGCCAGUAGCAGACGCCACCUAAACAAGAAAUUAACAGAACGGGAGUUCAAUGCAGAUAUGCACUGUGGCGUUGUGGAUAUGACCGCACGAAAACCAUGCACAAGAUCCCUCACAUGCAAGACACAUUCCUUAAGCCAGCGGAGGGCGGUGCCAGGGCGGAGGAAGCGCUUUGAUACAUUGCUGGCAGAGCACAAGAACAGAACAAGGGAGCGGGAGAAGGAGAGAGACCUCCACCAACCCCAUUCCCAGCAAAACACCUCUCUCAGGGACCCACACCCCUCCUCCCACCCCACCGCUGCCCAUGACGCCCAAAAGGUUGCUCAUGGCAACGGCCCUGCCCCAGACGCCACUAAGCCUUUGCCGCUCUGCAAGUCCAAAUUUCUCACCCCUGGUCUUCCACGACUAACCAGCAGUCACGGAGGUGGUACCCCCGGAGAUCCUGCAGUAGUCCACGAGUCCCCGCACCACGCCCAUACUACCCCCGAUGGGUUUUCCCGCCCCUCCAGUGAUGAGGGAGAGAACGAGGAGCGGGAGGACAGCUCUGACAAACUGGACUGUCACUAUUCAGGUUAUCACCCUCGGCCGGCAGCUUACUGUUCAUUUAGAAGUCGACUGUUUGGGAGAGGUUGCUACUCCUUCGACAGGCGGUGGGACAAAGUGCGAUGUGCCCUAACCACAAUGACGGACAAACACGUCAACUCUCAGAUGUGGAAGAAAAUCCCCUUGGCCUUGGAGAACUCCUCCUCCGUUGCACCUUCCCACAGGACAAGCACAAAUUCCCACGGUAGCACUCCUUCUUCAGGCUUCCUGGGCCCCCCUGCCACCUUGCCCCAAACUCCUUAUAGCCAAUCGUACGAGGGCAAGUCCGUGCUCUCAUAUGGGACCACCUUAAAUGCCCGCAGCUCUCCACAGGGCGGGGCUGAGCACCCGGCCUACGGCAUUACGCAGGCCCGACAAGUGUCUUCGUCGCCGCAGAUGCCUUCAGCCCCCUUGUCCGCCUCCUCCUCCUCCUCUUCAGCUCCCUCCCUAGCCUCAGGCCGAGCACUGAAGUCCCGUUCCUCCAGCAGCAACACUACCAAGUCGUCGUCGUCGUCGUCCUACAGGCCCAAGGAGAUCUCCUCUGGCUCCUCUACACCCUUCAUCCCCAACUCCAUUGGUGGGGGCGGCAGUGGAGCCGGCAGUAACAGUAGCAACACAAGCUUCAGCUCGGGGAAGAAGAGGAAGAACAACUCUAUUCUGUCUUCAUCCCACGGCCCCUCUGAAUCCUCCUCUUCUAACGCCAUCUACUCUUCCUCCUCCUCUUUCAAGAAGAACUGUGCGAAUGUCGGCAGCUCAGGGAGCACCUACCACCAUGGCUCAUUAGGUCCUUCAUCCUCAUUAUCUUCCUCCCACAGCGGAGUCCACAGCGUGGGGCUCAACUGUGGUCCCACUGUGCGGACUAACUCGCUCAGCCUCAAGGCCGAGCCCACUGGAGGUUCGGCGGGCGGCUCCUCGGGGCCUCCAGCGCGUGGUCCUCCCUCGGGCAGCCCUGCAGAAUCCAUCAAGCGCAUGAGCGUAGUGAUGAACAGCAGUGACUCCACGCUGUCCCUGGGGCCCUUUGUCCACCACCAGUCCUUGUCCUCAUCUGACCACCACACCAACUUCAGCCACCACUCCGCCGAUGGGCGUCUGGAGGGCAAGAAGCGCAAGAGCUCCCCUGCCUCCAGCGGUAUUAAUAGUGGUGGGGCAGGGGGGGUGGGACCUGGACCCGGGAGACCCAAAGUGGCCAAGUCACCGGCCAUUAACAACAUCCAUGGGAAGCAUGGGCGAAGUAUACCAGGGACGCCAGGUUUACCAAACAACUCCCAUUUACAUCAGCCAAAGGCUCGUCCCUGACAGUGGUGUGCAGCUGUGUAAGGAACCGACGGACAGGAGCGGUCCGAAGCAGUCCGCACACUGCUCUGGACUUCACAAGGCCUUCUAAAAUCAAACCCACAUUACUCUCAGCUUCCCACAAUCCUCAGGGUGGAGAUGAUCCGGACUGCCCAGUGAAGUCGAUGUGGUCCUUACUAUUUCUCCCAAAGCCAUGUUUGUGUGUGUGUGUGUGUGUGUGUGUUUGGGAAGGGGUGCAGUGGCACUGUAUGCGUAGCGUGGAGCGCCAGGGGUCUGAUAAGCGAGCCAAGGACCCCCCCCCCCACGUGUUGUCCCAGUCUUCUGAGAGGUCUUCCUGUCUUGAAGUAGGACAACAAUAGCAGCGGUCUCUUGAACUGCUGAUUGGCUUCAGGUUAAGGGCUGCUGGGACGAUGACACUGAGCACACAGGGAGACAACAAGCCGAUCUCUUCCGUGUCUGUCAGAGUGUGCGAAUGCGCGUGCCUGUGAGAGAAUGUUUCUCAUGUCCGAUUCUGCUGGACUACUGGAAUUCCCAACUUAAUUACACCCCCAGCGCCUGAUCUCAGAAGCCUUGGAACGAGAGCAGCAGCAGCAAACUGUUACUUGCGAAACCUUAAACAACAUACAAUCACCUUGUUGUUUCACUUCACAUUAGUUUGACUCUCUGGCGACAUGUUUGAGUAGCUUGGAGUUCCACGCCAGCAGCCUGAGAGGAGCCCGUAGGGACGAUCUGGUCAAUUCUUUUAUUACCCAGAAUAAUUAUGCAAGUGUUACCUUUUUAUGAUUUCUUAUGAGCUUUUUACACUGAACUACAAAGAGUCUUUGUGGAUGUGGUAAAGACAGCUGUGCUUUCAAAUGUGAAAAGGACGCCCCAUGUGCCCAUUGGCUUAAAUCUUUUGUCAGAGAGAUAACUUCACCUUGAGGACGCCUGUUAACUUUUCCUUGUUCAAAACGAAUGGCCACAGUAGACCUACCCCCAACUGUGAACAAAACUAAAGAACUACUUCCGCGUCACAAAGCUAGCCAAAAGCCGCUAACGGCUUUGCCAACUGCUUCUUUUUCUUUUUUCUUUCUCCUAAACGGAAAGGUGGGCAGUCUUGCUCAUGAAGCUUUCAUGGUGCGUUGCCUGUGUGGAUAUGAAGAAGAUCUGUGCAAACCUUGAUGUUAUUGCCAUAACUUACCUACUUUUGCCCAUUCGGCUGCAUGGAAUCCACAGCUGUUGUUGGGGGGAGGGGGGGGGGGGCAGAUGUGAACUGUAAUGUUACUUUUCCUACAUAGGAAAUCAGGUAUGGUACGUCUUAACUGGAGCAAACUUUAUGCACGUCGCCUGUCUUCUGUGGGUUUGAUUAGCCCGCCCGUGUGUAACCACCACUAGCCGAGCGACACUAUGGUGGUGUCUGUGGAGAAAGGGUUUGUCGCGGCAGAACGGGACAACCAGGCAUUAUGCUCUAUUCCUUUGUCAAAAUGGAGUCUUAAAUCAGGCAAUACUUGUCUGGAUGUUUGCUUAUUUCCAGCGGCUGCGUGGGUUUAAUGGUGCGAGAUUCAUGGAGAUGGCUUCACCGGACAUGAACGCUUUUGGCAACACCUGUUCAUGUAACCUCCAGUGAUGUCAUCGUGGAAAAGUAGAGGACAAUUUUUUUUGUAGCCUAAUGUAUCAAGCAAGUAUUGGAGUAUCCCUAUUUGAGAAUAAAUAUUUUGUUAAAUAGUACAUAUUGAAAUAUGUAUUUUUGCACAGGCUUUUUUUGUACACGCAGAAUUUUUGGUACAACUUUUUUUUUUUUUAAUUAAUGAAAGAAAAAAAAUUAUUUAUUUAGGACAAGUCGGAGAACUUGAUUAUUUGAAGUGGUUCACUGCCAGGUCUAUAGAAUGCAAUAUGCCUAUAUGUAGAAGCUGAAGCAUCUCAUGAAUCAUGUACGGAGGAGAUCCUUAGAGUAUCCGAGCUGACGUGUUGCCAUGUGUCUGUAUGACAGGAUACCUUCAUUCACUUCUCAAGGUGUCAAUCACAUGUGCUUUCACAAGAUAUUUUUGCGUUGCCUCUAAAUCAACAAAAAAGUCAGUGUAUGACCCAACUAGCCUGUGGUUCUGAAGGCUUGAAGCUGUCCAACCAGUUUCAAUUAACCUUUCAGUCGAACACUCUGUAGACCUUAAACACAUUUCACGAUUGAAAUACUUGCGUUCUUUUAUGAAGGCUGAAAGGACUCAUUCAAGGAAGGGGAACAAACAAACAGUCCGACUGCUUGCGUCAUCGUUGCCAAACAAGUCAUUUCAAUCACCGCUUUUAAAGAAAUAGUUUGCAGCUUUUAAAUGAAAUUAAGAAAGUGCCUGAAUUUGUUUCACCCUGACUGUUUUGAUGACAGUGUGCUUUGGGUUGUUUUACCUUACUUGAAUGUUGGAAGCAUUUAGGCGUUUGCUUUUAAAUCUGCCUAUGAACCCUAAAUAUGGUAAAACCGGAGAUUGUCAGCCGCCCAGUAUGAAACACUUGUGUUGUGUUGUUGUUGUUGGUGGAGGUUUUUUUGGGGAGGUGGAGAGGAAAGGGUCAAAACUUUUCCAGACAAGACGUGGAGAUUUCGGUAGCCUCAUUAUGCGUGGCUUAAGUCCUCUCUGGUUUACUGCGAUUUUUUACCUAAAAAAUCUUCAAUCAAGUGUUUUGUUUACCCUCAAACUCCACUGACAGACAUUUUGACAUAGUUUCCGGGAGAUGGAAACCUCACGAGGUUGUGUUGCUUUUUUUAAAUAGCUCCCUAGACUUGGAAUGUGAAUGUGAGAGAGAAUACAGCUCGUGUUUGGGAGGAAACAAUAAAUCCACCAUUCAUACUAUAUAAAAGCGUGUAUAGAUUUUCUUUUUUAAUUUUUUUUUUUUUUUGUAUACAUUAUCAAAAUCAUUUUCAGCUGGACUUAUGUAUUGGCUGCUAUGUAAUUCAUGAACAAAACAUAGGUUAGAAUUAAUAUUUAAAGAAAAAAGAUUGUAUAGUAUAUUUGUUUUGUAACAAGUUUCUGUAAAUAAAAUAAUUUAUACUGCUAUUUA
Gasterosteus aculeatus aculeatus (three-spined stickleback) is the source of this 6117-nucleotide messenger RNA. RefSeq names its product ataxin 7 (gene atxn7). The record is from RefSeq and is a predicted model, not a curated record. NCBI's taxonomy places the organism in Eukaryota, Metazoa, Chordata, Actinopteri, Perciformes, Gasterosteidae.